AUGUCGCAACUUUACGUCCACGCCCAGCGCCCACGUGGCACGGGUGGCGCGCGUUCGCAGCGUGCGGGAGCGAUGUUGGUGGCACCGAGUACCGCCGCGGUCGGACCGGGACCGACGACUCACGAGGCGCGUUCGCAGCGCGCACGGCUUGACACCGUGGCUACGAGGUCGCAAAUUUCGGCGCCCUCCUUCUUGUUCUCGGCGGCACCCGCACCCUCCUCCUUCUCGGCGUCGCCUUCCUUGCCCUCCUUCUUGUCGCCCGCGGCCUCGCCCCGCCUUGCCGGCUUCACCUUCCUUCUCCUCGCCCUCCUUGCCGGCCUCUCCCUCCUUUUCGUUACCGACCUCACCCUCUUUCUUCUCGCCUUCCUCGCCGGUUUCACCCUCUUUCUUCUCGCCCUCCUUCCCAGCCUCACCAGCCUUGUUCUCACCCUCCUUAUUCUCUCCCACCUUCUCACCCUCCUUAUUAUUCUCACCCGCCUUGCCCGCGAGACACCCGCCGAGCUCGACCGCCUUCUGCACGAGCGCCUGCGCCUUCCGCACCGCGUCGCCGUUGUCCUUGAGCUGCUGCUGCGCGAUCUUCGCCGCGAUUGCCUGCACGACCGCGUCGAACUUGGCCUGCGCGGUGUUGGCGUUUGCGGCGCCUUCUUUGGCCUCGCCGGCUUGGGCAUCACCGGCCUUCCCGGCGUCGGCCUUCCCGGCCGCCCCGCCUUCCUCGGCGCGGGGCCGUCCAGCGCCGGGGAAGAAGCUGCAAGCACAUCAGCAACCGCGCAGACAAUAUACACAGAAAAAGCGUGCAUUGAGUUCGCGCCGUUGCGGCCGGGUCUGCUGCAAUCGUCAGCGAUGCACCGGCUCGGGAAGGAAGGGAGGGAACGCACCCGAAGGGCCCGCCGGUGCCGACCUUGGGGCCUUAGGCCUUGCCGGCCUCGGCUUUGGUGCCUUCGCCGUCUUUCGGCGCCCUUGUUGCCUUCAGCGCCUUUGGCUUCGCCGGCGCCGGCCGUCUCGGCUUCGCCAGCUUUGCCUUCACCCGCGUUCCGGGCGCGAUGCAUCUGCCGAUGGGUGGGCUGCCAUGGCCAGUGGAGCUCUAGCAGGCGCUGCGAUGGUACCGUCCAGAGGAGAUCGCGACGCGGCGGAUUCUCUGGUUCAGACCCCGGGAUCCAUCGCCUUACGAAGCGUCCACCCGUGUCGACGCCAAGCCGCAGAUCGCGGAGAAACGGCAACGCUAUAUUCAUCGUGUACUGA
Molecule: messenger RNA, 1239 nt
Organism: Mycena indigotica
Lineage: Eukaryota; Fungi; Basidiomycota; Agaricomycetes; Agaricales; Mycenaceae
Exons: 6
Coding region: 1-1239 (412 amino acids)
Source: RefSeq, a predicted model, not a curated record